AUGCUGUUUCUGAGUCUUGCAUUUCUAAUUGCUCUCCUCCUAGGUGGGGAAAACACAGCUGGUUUUGAGAAGCCUAUCUCCUUCCAAGUCAUUCAAAUCUCAACUUUUUACAACCAUUCCUGGGUACAGACUCUGGGCUCAGGUUGGUUGGGUGAGUUGGAGACUCAUCACUGGGAGACAAACUCUGGCACCAUCGUUUUCCUGCAGCCUUGGUCCAGGGGCAACUUCAGUAAUAAGGAGUUCAUAGACUUGGAAAUCUUUUUCCAUUCAUACUUCAUUAGAUUUACUCAACUAAUUCAGAAGUACGAAUUCUAUUUUGAAUAUCCUUUUGUGUUUCAGGUGGCAGCAGGCUGUGAGCUGCACUCUGAGGAGGCCUCAGUAGGCUUCCUACAGGAAGCUUACCAAGGAUCAGAUUUCCUAAGCUUCCAGAACAAUUUGUGGUUGCCGUCUCCACAGGGAGGAAGUGGGGCUCAGAAUUUGUGCAAACUACUGAAUCUAUUUGAAGGCUUCAAGGAGGUAGUGAACAGACUCCUCAGUGACAUCUGCCCACGUUUUACGUUGGGACUUCUUGAUGCAGGCAAGGCACAUCUCCAGCGACAAGUGAGGCCUGAGGCCUGGCUGUCCAGUGGCCCCAGCCCUGGGCCUGGCCGUCUGCUGCUGGUGUGCCGUGUCUCUGGCUUCUACCCAAAGCCUGUGUGGGUGAUGUGGAUGCGGGGAGACGAGGAGCAGCCACACACUCGACAAGGUGACUUCCUGCCCAAUGCUGAUGGGACGUGGUAUCUCCGAGUUACCCUGGACGUGGCGGCUGGGAAUGCGUCUGGCCUGUCCUGUCGGGUGAAGCACAGCAGUCUAGGAGGCCAGGACAUCGUCCUCUACUGGGAGCAUCACAGCCCCAUCGGCUUCAUCCUCCUGGCAGUUACAUUGCUCCUGGCUUUUCUGGCAACUCUUGCGUUUUUGUUAAAAAAGCGAUGGUGGAGUGAAAUGACCCUGGAAGUUACAGCUCUACAUGUCACAGUCAUAGGACUGCAGGAUGUAGUGGGGUCUUCACGCAGGUCUCACAGGCUUAGGGACAGUCAUGGCAGCCUGAAACAGAGGUAUACAGAUAGGGCCAUCCAGAUCCUACAGACACUUCCUGUGUCAGUCCUCACCUGUCAGCUGACUCCCUUCUCCAGUCUUUGCGGGGGCAUUGCUGACAGAACUUGCUUCAGCUGUGCAGAACAUCCCGUCGCGUGUUCUCCCACGGUGGUUGGAAGACCUGAGAAGGUACGUGGCUCCUUACACGUGCCUCACGUGGACGAUUCUGUGGCACGAUCUGCAGAGCUCAUCAGUGAGGUCAGAGCCCUCACUGGUGUCAACCCUGAUGAAUAG
Molecule: messenger RNA, 1368 nt
Organism: Lepus europaeus (European hare)
Lineage: Eukaryota; Metazoa; Chordata; Mammalia; Lagomorpha; Leporidae
Product: T-cell surface glycoprotein CD1a-like
Exons: 7
Coding region: 1-1368 (455 amino acids)
Biological process (GO): immune response; antigen processing and presentation, endogenous lipid antigen via MHC class Ib; antigen processing and presentation, exogenous lipid antigen via MHC class Ib
Cellular component (GO): external side of plasma membrane
Molecular function (GO): exogenous lipid antigen binding; lipopeptide binding; endogenous lipid antigen binding
Source: RefSeq, a predicted model, not a curated record